GGGGUCUCAGCAUAAGAUCUGUUUGUGAAGCACUAGCGUCCUCUGGAGCAUGAAGCAUGUUGUUGCAGACCAGCCCUAAAGUUUCCUUACACCGUCGCUUAGUUUGUUUCCAGGGGGAAAUGAUUUCAGUGACACCUGCUUUAAUUGAACGCGGUAGGACUGAUUAACUCUCGCUUAUGUGAAGUUUACCCUGCUUGAUUGUUAUAUAUUGGCCAUUAAAAAAAAGAAAGAAAAAUAAACACUGGUUGACCCCUAAAUACAGAAUCCUUUAUGAAGUACCAUAGAAAAGCUUAACAAGGUCUAAUAAUAAGAAUGAAAUGUUCCCAUCAUCAGCUGAAAAUUCAGGGAAAUGCUACAAUCAGCCAUUAUUUGGAUCGUUUGCAUCUUCUGAGGACUUUGAGACCAAUGGCUCUGACAGAUAUGGUGCCUAUGAAUCUUUUGGACUUGGGGCUUUGAACACUGAAGAAGCAGAUAGCGUUUUUGAUCAUUCUAAUGGAGGGUACAGUGACACUUGUUCAUCCUGGGGUGCAGACGCCUCGUCAAAUUGCAUCAGGCCCUUCGUCAUGUCUUCCCAAAGGUCCAGGUCUCCGUUUUCGGACAGUGGCAGAGAGAGUUCAUACUCCACAUCCAAUCUCUCCGAUUACUCCAGCCUGAACUCUCCUUCACACUCUUGGUCAACUCCGAUUGGCUCACGGGGCAGAGACAUGCACCCAUAUGUGCACAGAAACUACCAGGGAAUAGGUGCUGCUGCACCUGAGGCUAAAGGACAAGAUUUAGGGUGCUCUAGUCAGAACCCGUCUAUUUGCAUAGAGAGAUACUACUCAAAAUCAGCUGCUUCGGUGAUUCGAGGGACCAAAAGGAAGAUGAUGGAACCAGUACCUCCUUGCAAGUUGGUAAAAAAAAAGAGGAUAAUCAGAGCUACUCCCAGCAUAAGCACUAUUGUGGGACCGCACAUUUCAAAGGAGAGUUGUAUUUCUUCCCAUUCCAAGGAAAUGAAUAAAGAGCAUGAGCUUGGUAGGAAAGUUCGAGCCAGAGAGAAGCGCAGAAGACGACGCAAGAAGAAUCAUGAAAAAUAUGGAGACAAGCACAGGUGGGCUUUUACAUGUGCUUUUUGUAAAUUCCACACAUUUGAAGACAAAGACAUUGAGAAACACUUUGGAAGCACAUAUCACAGAGAGACUCUUGACUAUAUACGACGGCAGGCCAAAUUUGAUGACAAGGUCAUCAGUUUUUUGCAUGAUUGCAUGGUUCACAAGUUUCAUAAAACUGUCUCUACCCUACACAAACUCAAGUCUACCUGUGGACGAAGCAAAGAUGAAUGGGCAAAAAUAAUGGAAGGCGUGACAGAAGAUGAUUACAUGACAAGAAUGGAGGUGGUCUACUGUGUUGCAUGUGACAUUUACAUUCCUGUGCUCUUCAGCUCUGUACAGCAACAUCUUCAUUCAGUCACACACCUCAAGAGCAAAGUGGCUUAUAAGGACCAGUUAAAAAGAGACAGCGUGGUCACAGCUAAAGCCAUAAUAAAUAAUGAUAAUGUGAAGGUGCGCUAUGAGAAGUACAUGAAGGGAGAAGACCCAUUUGCAUUCGAUGCAAGUGACACAAGUUCUGAUUCUCAGGAUCCUGAGAGAUCUGAUGAUGCGGAGGAAGAUGAAGAAAAUAGUGCCUCAUAAUAAUGGACAAAAGGAGAAUUGAAUGGAGAAAAAGAGACAAGAGGAAAGGACUCUUUGUACUGUACUUUUCUUUAACUUCAAAUGCUCAGGAAUCUAUACAUUUCACAUCACCUUGCAAUGUCCUCUGAUAAAGUGUAGGCAUUUUUCUCCCUUUUUAUUAUUGUAUUCACAGUGCAGACUCCGAUGAAUUCCGUCUACUUGGGUCAGAUUGUACUGUGUUUGUAGUAUCUGUGUGAGUUUGUAAUAAUAUUUUUCCACUGUUCUGAAUGCCUUUAAAUUUUACAGCUUCAUAAUUAAAUGCAGAUGUUACAUUUUGUUCCCUAUAAUAUUUUGGAUGGGACAUUUGCCUUUUCACUGUUUGGUUUGAGAUGAGAUGGUGUGUUUACCAUUAAAUUUUCACUUUAAACUAGACGUGCUUGUUGUGAAAAUAUGUCAGCAUUAUCAUUCAUUUUACUCAUUAGAACUUUAUGUAAGACCAUCUGUAAGAGUACUUGCACCAGCUGCACUGGAAGUUACUGGAGGAAACAAUGACCGCUCUGAGC
This is a messenger RNA of Carassius auratus (goldfish), 2212 nucleotides long. RefSeq names its product DBIRD complex subunit ZNF326-like. The transcript has 14 exons. Gene Ontology annotation, molecular function: DNA binding. Gene Ontology annotation, cellular component: DBIRD complex; nucleus. Lineage: Eukaryota; Metazoa; Chordata; Actinopteri; Cypriniformes; Cyprinidae. Gene Ontology annotation, biological process: regulation of DNA-templated transcription elongation. Bases 318 to 1670 code for a protein of 450 amino acids. The record is from RefSeq and is a predicted model, not a curated record.